UCCAUUGUUCACAUGCAACGUCUAAUCUUCUUCUUAUUUUUGAAGUCAAACCCAGCUAGCUCCACCAAGCAUAAUAAUAUAUAUACAGCACAACAAAUUGCCAAUUUUUCAUUGAAGAGUUUUCCAGAUCAUCUGACCAAACAAAACCCAGUUUUUUUGUACCUUAUGUUUCAGAUUCCUUAAAACACCAAAACCCCACUUUUUUUUGUUGUUUUCUCCCCUUCUUUUUUUUUUUUUAACUGUUACAAGUCCUAUAAUCAUAACCUCAAUUGUCAAAAUAUAGUUUCAUAGUAUAUGUACCAUCAUUACAUGUGCAUGCACUUCAAUUUGUCCAUUUUCAGAUGAUAUGGGUUUCUUGUCUUCUUGACUGUGGUGAUGGUUUGGAAGAUGAAUUUUUGAUUUUUGAUCAGGAGGUGGACCCAAGUCAAAUUUCAAAAUUUGGGUGUUUUUGCAUUUUUCACUUUUUUACAUGGUUUGAGCUCAAGUGAGGGUUUUUAGGGUAAAAAAGGGUUGUUGCAUGUGUGCAUAUAUAUGUUGAUGGAGAAAGAAGAAAAUUACUCAGUAAGCUCCAAAGCUAAUCUCUUAUAUAUGAAUCUCUCUUUUUGGUUAUUUUCCUACUGUGUUUUCAAGAUUUGACACAUCAUUUCAUGACUCUCUUCCAUUUAUCUUUGAUCUCCAAAAUGUGGAUGCAGGCAGCAGCUGCUUCCAUUCCUGGAAAUUUUACUGGUCUUCUUGAGUAUGAUGAUGAUUCUCUUGAUGACCAUCAACAAAAUCCACCACAAAUUAUUGCUGGAGAAUCUUCAUCUUCUGCUCAUCAAAUGGUUGACUACAUGGUUCAUCACAACAAUAAUACUGAUCAUCAUCAUCAACAUGAGCAACACCAGCAGCAGCCCAUGUCUCUAAGCUUUGCUGAUGUGAUGCAAUUUGCUGAUUUUGGUCCAAAGUUAGCUUUGAAUCAAGGAAAAGGUUCUGCUUCUGAUCAUCACCAGGAUCAAGAGACUGGGAUGGAUUCAGUUUACUUUCUAAAGUUUCCAGUUUUGAAUGAAAGGUUGCAAGAUAAUGAUCGUAAUCAAGAUAGUCAAGCUGGAGGAGGCCUUAUGAUGAAUCCUCAACCUGAUGAAGGUGGAAGAGGUCCACAAGAAGCAGAACCGCGGCCGAGUUCAGAAAAUAACUCAGUUCAACUUAGGUUUAAUGUUGGCGAAAACCUUGAAAAGAGUACUCCUUUGGUAGCAGAAACUAAGAAUAAGAGGAAAAGGCCAAGGACUAUAAAGACUAGUGAAGAAGUUGAAAGCCAAAGGAUGACUCACAUAGCGGUGGAAAGAAAUCGCAGGAAACAAAUGAAUGAACAUCUUCGAGUUCUUAGGUCACUCAUGCCAGGUUCUUAUGUCCAAAGGGGAGAUCAAGCAUCGAUAAUAGGCGGCGCGAUUGAGUUUGUGAGGGAAUUGGAACAACUUUUACAAUGCUUAGAAUCUCAAAAGAGGAGAAGGCUAUAUGGAGAUGGCUCAAGACCUAUAGGAGAUGUAGUAUCAUCAUCAUCACCGGGAUUUCCAAUUCAUCAGCAACCUAAUCAGCCACCUUUUUUUCCAGCUAUGACGCCGGCGCCACUGCCACUUCCGCUGCCUCUUCCUCCAAAUGAUCAGAUGAAACUAGACGAAUUUGAACCCGGGAUUCAAGAAGAAACAGCUGAGAGUAAGUCAUGUUUGGCCGAUGUUGAAGUGAAGCUACUAGGAUAUGACGCAGUGAUAAAGGUUUUGUCCAGAAGAAGGCCAGGGCAGCUGAUCAAAGCCAUUGCUGCACUUGAGGAUAUGCAGCUCAAUAUUCUUCAUACCAAUAUAACCACAAUUGAACAAACUGUUCUCUAUUCUUUCAAUGUCAAGGUUGGGAGUGAAGCAAGGUUUUCAGCUGAAGAUAUAGCAAAUUCUAUUCAGCAAAUUUUCAGUUUUAUCCAUGCAAAUAGCAGCAUAUGAUGGUGCAUUUAGCUCAUAACAGUGGUUCAUACUAGUAGAUCACCUUUUUAGUAGAUCCUUUGACACUUUAGGACACCUUAAAUUGCUGUCUUCUUUCUGAGAUCUUCCAAAUACUUAUCCUCUCUUGGCAAUACUAUGGAAUACUUAAUCAGUACAGAUGUGUAGCAAGUUGCAACAAUUCAAUAUUUAGCCGAAAAAAAGCUUUUUUAAUUUCCUUUUGUGUGUGUGUGUGUGUGUGUUAACAUUUUUGAAAUGAGAUCUUUUGAUAUUUUACUUACUGUGUAUCAAUAACAAUAUUUUAAUAGCAAAAAAAAGUAGUUAAUAAAAAACUAGUAAUUUAUAAUAGGUGGAACACAUGAGAUGAUAUAUAAUGUUGAAUUCUCCAAUAUUUCACCUAUAUUCAUAUAGGUGUAAGCUCUUAAGUAAACUAUAUAAAAGCUUUCCUAAAGAAUUA
Messenger RNA from Oldenlandia corymbosa var. corymbosa, 2421 nucleotides. Lineage: Eukaryota; Viridiplantae; Streptophyta; Magnoliopsida; Gentianales; Rubiaceae. The record is from the annotation of a GenBank genome assembly.